This is a messenger RNA of Girardinichthys multiradiatus, 3183 nucleotides long. It is a transcript of the gene arhgef33, whose product is annotated as Rho guanine nucleotide exchange factor (GEF) 33. The coding region runs from base 94 to 2556 and encodes 820 amino acids. NCBI's taxonomy places the organism in Eukaryota, Metazoa, Chordata, Actinopteri, Cyprinodontiformes, Goodeidae. The record is from RefSeq and is a predicted model, not a curated record. Gene Ontology annotation, molecular function: guanyl-nucleotide exchange factor activity. The transcript has 17 exons.
GAAAAACACGGACGAGGAGCAGACUGGAGUCAGAUUUAGGUGUGGACAAGGACUUCAAGCGACCUGGACUAGACUGAAAAGGACUAUCUAAAGAUGGACAAUAACGGAACAGAAAUUGAGAAGGUUAAGGACCUGCCAGAAGAUACAACAGAAGGUGUGGAGGCACUUCCCCAGGAGAUUUUUCAGGUGCAGGGUCUGCUGGUGGAGCUGCGCGAGGGGCUCCAUGCAGCUCUGGCCGAGUUGGGUGAGCUACGUCGGAGGGACCAUGUUUUAGAAGAGAAGCUCCAAGCACAUCAGACUGAAGUGGAUGAUAAGAUAAUGGGCCUCAAGAACUCGCUCAACACAUUUAAGGAGGAGCUGAAUGUGGCAUUGUUCCACAUUAGAGAUAUGUCCAACAGACAAAGAGAGGCACAGAGGAGGAUGGAGCUGCUGCAGAUUGAAAGCAACAAGGAUAUAAUCCCACUUCCACAUAGGUCCAGCAGCAGGAAGAACUCCAGGGCAGAUAUGGUAGCACCAUCUGAGGCCGAACACAUCUGCACAACCAACCAAUCAGAGCUCAGCGUUUAUCAAAACUUUUUCCCAACUCUGCCUCAGGGCGAGUCUCCACAGAGAAGCAACACAUCUACACAAACCUCUACAUCUGACCAGGAGGCUCAGCAGCAGCAACAGAAACCUCCUACAUGGGAAGAAAAGACUAACAGCAGAGAUCAGAUGGAAAUCUCAAACAACCAGACUGAAAACAAGAAGCGGCAAAGAGCCGCCCUGGAGCUGUUGGAGUCAGAGAGGGUCUAUGUGUCCCAUUUGUCUCUGUUACUGAAGGCCAACAUCUCCUUCAACGGAUCAGAAGCUCUAACUACAAAGGACAAACGUCCUUUUCCUAGCUCUUUAAGGUUUUUGAUCCAGCAGCACCUGGAGCUCCUUCACACUCUGCAGGAGCGCGUGCUCAGGUGUCAGUGGCAAGGCAUCAUGGGAGAUGUAUUCAUGAGGCUCACCAGCAAAGAAAGUGAUUUUCUGGACUUCUACGUAUCCUAUCUGAAGGAGCUUCCAGACUGUCUGUCAGUUGUCACUAUGCUGGCUUCCAGCUCCAUGAAGUCCUCUGCUUUUGUGGAGUGUGACAUACUGGGUGAUGAAUCCAGACCUUCCCUUUACACCCUGCUCCUUCAACCAGUCCAGAGGAUCCCAGAAUACCUGCUGCUGUUACAGGGACUGCUUAGGCAGACAGGGGCAGAUCACCCAGAUUACUACCUGCUGCUGGUGUGCGUCCAAACGUUCAGGUCCUUCACUGCUCAGUACCACCACCUCCUUCAGCACAACCAGGAGCUUCUGCUGCUCAACCGCAAGGAGGUGCAGAGGUCUAACAUGAAACAGCUGCUAAAGACAGUGGAAGGUGGGAUUCAAACUAACAACAUUGGUUCACCUUACCCUGGCAGUAAUGCAAUGUUGGAACAUGCAAAUAUGGUGAAGCGCCGAAAGCAGUGUCUCCUGGAGCAGAUUCAGUCCCACCGUUUCCAAGAUUGGGAUCACAGUCAAGAUCCUCAGAGUCAUUGUUAUAAUGCAGAGUGGCCAUCCCAGAUGCCAUUCUUCAGUCACAAUCUGGACUCAAGGAAUCCAAAACAAGCAGGUCUUGGCAGCAUCCCAGAGAGUGAGAUGUCAGAGAUGUCAUGUCAGCACAAUCUGCCCAGCAGACCUGCUGAAUUUCGUCAGGUUCAGCCAGGCUCGGCUCUGGCUGAUGCCCUCGGGGAGUUCCUCCUUCCUCCGGACCUUCCGGGGAUGGAGAGCCUCUACGAGGAGGAUGGGGUCUCACUUCAUGAUGCGUCUCUGUUGGACCGCUGCUCCUCUGCAUCCUCUGACUCCUCCAUCGACAUCGCCUUUGUGAAGUGCCCCAAAGCCCCCCAAGUAUCACAGCAUGCAGUGGUAACGAAUGUGCCAACAAACAGAGAUGUCUUUGGCAAUGGAGGAAGCCAAGGUAAUGGUUACAGCAAACCGCCCAACCGGGGUUGUGUGUCACCAGAUGAAGCUGUAAUGACACGUGUCAAACUUCAUCGCCCCCUUCAGGCUAACCAGCGCAAGAGUAAGUCACUGAAUGGCCUCCAGAUGGAAAACACAGUGAGUGGUCUCGAAGUGGGGCCACUUUCAGACCACCUCCAAAGAGUGGGACUGGGCAGCCACGCCAAACUGGAGCGUCAGGGCAGUAAAGGCAGUAAAUGUUCCACCCCGUCGCACAAAGUCCACAGUCCCCUGGGGAACACGGACAAACAGAGUUCAGAUCUUCAUGGACUGCUACACAUUGACUCGAGCAUCCAGUCAUGGGGUGACGAGUCAAAGUGGAGGAGCGGGACAGAGGAGAACAACCACACCCCCUACAGCGAGAGGAGUCGCAAAGACAAGGGAGGCUUUAGGAGCUCGUUCAAGAAACUCUUCAAGAAGAAAGCCGCUGAGGAGAAGAAGGAGAAAGGAGGAAAGACACCCGAAAAUCCUAACAAUGUUGAACAUGACACAGCGAUGAAAACUCCCAAACUGGUUCAUCUGGAGAUAAACCGUGGCACAGCUGUAUAACUGGUUUAGUUGGAAUCACAGAGCUUUAUAUAAAUAUUGUCUGACAUACACAGAAACUUUCCACAAGUUGAAAUGUGCUUUUUGGUUUAAAGACAAAGUCCUACCCCUGGCCUUCAGAGUGAAGAAAAGCACUAGUACGAAUACAGGUGAUUUAUAUAUAAUUGUUUUAUUUAAACAAAAUCACAUUAAAUGUUCCUGUCAGUAGUUUUAAAUUCUUUAUUUCGUUGAAGUUUGAUUUAAGCAACAUCAGAAUGAAACAGGUUGUAAUUUUGUUUCCGGUCUUGUGUCAGAUUGCGCUUUCAUCCCAUUAUUGUAACUUAUGAUUUUCUUUUAUUCCUUAGACUUUUCAGCCAACUAAGCUAUUCCUGCUCAUUUCAACCUUUUAUUUACAAGGUUUUUAAAACCAAACUAUAGAAGCCAGACGUCAAGCCUCUGGUUUAUCUUUGUUUUGCUAUACCCAGAAUUACUGCAUAUACUCAGGAAACAUUAAACAGGAACAAUGUCUACAUUUGUAUGAGCUUACGAUGCUAAUGUAAAUACACUACAUGUCAAUUUGAAUGUUUGUGUUCUUUCUGUACCAAAUUUAGCUUAAGGGAGAAAUAAGCUCAAUUAAAGUUCACAGCUAUU